GCAAGUGGACACACACUUCCCUCUUGAGAGAAAGCCCGACUCCCGGAGAAGGAAGGACCCGGCACCCUAAGCCUGGCACUGCCCCAGUGUGGCACUGGCCAUCCUCACCGCUGGCGGAACGGCACCCCGGAGGGAACCUGAGCCACCUGCUGUUUCCUCUCUCUCGCCUUUCCAACCUCAUAAAGACUGGUAUCGGAGCCAGGCGUCCUGACGCCCUUUCACACACACACACACACACCCUUUCCCCCACCCCACCCCACGCCCACCACACACACAGCAGAGGUUUACCCCGGAGGCUUGGCUGCUGACCCACUUUCCACUCCGGCUCCAAGCUGCCAGACCUCAGUACUGCCCACAACCGUGCUUCUUGACUGGCGACCCAUCCUCCAAAACCGGCCACCGGCCCUGGACGAAAAUCCUGGAUCUAUCCCUCCGUAACUCUUCUGGCUUUAACCCCCCGGGGCUCUUUUGGCCCCUGAGCUCUUGGCCCCCAGCCCCUUCCCAAAGGACGCUGAGACCUUGCAAAUGAGUCCCCCGACCUCUCUGACCCUCAGAGCAUCCUCCGACCCCGAGCCUCCCAGCGGCAACUGCAGCGGCAUCACCUUCUUGCGGGAAGAUGGCGACCCGGUGGUGAGCUCGCUGAUGUUCGCGGCCGGCGUGGUCGGCAACGUGGCGGCCCUGGCCAUCCUGGGGGUCCACCGGAAGGAGCUGCGCACCAAGACCUCCGCCUUCUGCAUCCUGGUGACCGGCCUGGCCCUCACGGACCUCCUGGGCACCUGCGUCCUCAGCCCCGUGGUCUUUGUGGCCUACUCGCGCAACGCCACGCUGCUGGGGAUGGUGGACGGCAAGAGCUGGCUGUGCAACCUCUUUGCCUUCACCAUGAUGUUCUUCAGCCUGGCCGCCAUGAUGAUUCUGUGCACCAUGGCGGUGGAGCGGUGCCUGGCCAUCAGCUACCCCUACUUCUACUCGCAGCACAACAUACGGCGCUGGACGAAGUUGGCCCUGCUCGCCAUCUACGCCUUCAGCACCUUCUUCUGCGCCUUGCCCUUCCUGAAGGUGGGGAAGUACAAGCAGUACUGCCCGGGCACCUGGUGCUUCGUCCACAUGGACAAGCGCUAUGACGUGGCCUUCUCCCUGUCCUACGCCACCUUCAUGGCCCUCCUCAUCCUCGCCAUCUUCGUCUGCAAUGCCCUGGUGAGCAUCAGCCUGUGCCAGAUGUACCUCAAGCAGAAGGCCCGCAGGCGGGGCUCCAUCAACGUGGCCCAGCGCCGGCGCAAGAGCUGGUUCAGCCACGGGGAAGAGGAAGUGGACCACCUGGUCUUGCUGGCGCUCAUGACGGUCAUCUUUGUCAUCUGCUCCUUGCCUCUCACG
This is a messenger RNA of Sphaerodactylus townsendi, 1371 nucleotides long. RefSeq names its product prostaglandin I2 receptor (gene PTGIR). NCBI's taxonomy places the organism in Eukaryota, Metazoa, Chordata, Lepidosauria, Squamata, Sphaerodactylidae. The transcript has a single exon. The annotation marks the transcript as partial. Gene Ontology annotation, molecular function: prostacyclin receptor activity. The record is from RefSeq and is a predicted model, not a curated record. Gene Ontology annotation, cellular component: plasma membrane. Gene Ontology annotation, biological process: negative regulation of smooth muscle cell proliferation; inflammatory response; adenylate cyclase-activating G protein-coupled receptor signaling pathway.